Messenger RNA from Tachysurus vachellii, 2767 nucleotides. RefSeq names its product myelin protein zero-like protein 2. The record is from RefSeq and is a predicted model, not a curated record. NCBI's taxonomy places the organism in Eukaryota, Metazoa, Chordata, Actinopteri, Siluriformes, Bagridae. The coding region runs from base 229 to 840 and encodes 203 amino acids. The transcript has 4 exons. Gene Ontology annotation, biological process: cell-cell adhesion. Gene Ontology annotation, cellular component: membrane.
AUUUUGCAGUGAGUGUUAGAGUAAUCCGGAGCAGCAUUCACAGCAUAGGCAUGUCCAGUAUAAAGUGUAUAAGGAAGGGAGGGAGGAAAGGAAAGAAGCAAGGGAGGGCUUCCUAUCAUUAUAAACUGCUGUGCUAGUCGUCGUGUUAAAGCAGGAGCCUGUUGGGGAUCUACGAAGGUGAAGUCAAUCCUUCACGGAGUAAACAAGAGUGCAAAAACUUUUUUCCACAUGUGUCUUAAACGGGUUCUUCACUUUCUCGUCUUCCUCCCAGUGCUGCUCUUCACUUCAGGAUGGCACGGUGUGGCUGCAAUGAAAGUGUACACAUCAGGUCGAAUGCAGGCGGUGAACGGCACGGAUGUAAGGUUGAAGUGCACAUUCCAGAGUUUGGUCCCCAUCAAACGCUCGACUCUCACCAUCUCUUGGAGCUUUAGGCCGCUCCGCCCCGGCAACGAGGAAUCUGUGUUUUAUUUCCAUGAGAAGCCGUUUCUUCCGAUUGAAGGUCGCUUCCAGAAGAAAGUGUUGUUUGUGGGAGAUGUUUCAUCGAGCGAUGCAUCCAUCCUGGUUCGGGAUGUGACCUUCAGCUUCAACGGGACGUUCAGCUGCCAGGUGAAGAACCCGCCUGAUGUCCAUGGGAAUGUUGGAGAGGUUCAGCUACGGGUUGUCGCUUCAGCUCCUUUCUCUGAGAUCGUUAUUCUCGCUGUGGCCAUCGGGGGUGCUGUUCUACUGGUGAUCGUCAUCCUUGCCAUAUGCGUGUUCAUACGCCGGUGUCAAAAAAUGCGAAGGAUGGAAGAAAGGCAAGAAAGACUCAGAAGAGAACGAAAAGACCUUGUGGUAUGGUGAGAGGUGGAGCUCGGUGAAUAGGGUGGAGGAAAGAAAAUGAAGGACUGUGUGGAGAUGAUGGAGGGAAAAGCAUGUGUUAAGCAAAGCUGCUCUUCCUGUUCAGCGCCCCCUCUGGCUUGGAUGUACAUUGUGUGUGUGUGUGUGUGUGUGUGUGUGUGUGUGUGUGUGUGUGUGUGUGUGUGUGUGUGUGUGUGUGUGUGUAUAAAAGCAUGUGUGUGCUUUCUGAUACUGUUUCUGAUGCACUCUUAUGCAUUUAAAAGCCUGGAAUCAACUACAUAUGACAGCAAGGACAAUGUAUACAAAUCAUUUCUAUUGUACAGUAUAUGCUGUAUCAAGAACUACUGUAUUUUUUUUUUAUUAUUUCUAUUUUUUACACUCUUAUUAACACACUGUUUAGCUAAGGUUUAUUUUCUAGUAAAGUAACGUAACUUACUGUAGCAGCAGCUAUCAUGCACGUCAGCUAAAGUGUGUAACACAAAUUAAACACAUUUAAAUCAACUGCUACUGCUACUUUUUAAUUCUUUAAACAAUUAAUACGACCAGAUAACAGGAUCAGCAUUCCCAACAUGUGGUGUUUAUUAAAAUAGUAAUUCAGUAAUUACUAAUAGUAGUAAUUAGUAAUAGUAAUUAGCUUGUGUACUGUACUGUGUGUUUACUGUCAUGCUAGUCUGUGGGUUAGCAUGUUUACUGUCAUGUUAGUCUGUGGGUUAGCAUGUUUACAGUCAUGCUAGUUUGUGGGUUAGCAUAAUUCCUGUUAUGCUAAUCUGUGGGUUAGCAUGUAUAUUGCCAUGCUUGUCUCUGGGUUAAUGAGUUUACUGUCAUACUACUCUGUGGGUUUGUGGGUAUAAUUUCAUGCUAGUCUGUGGGUUUGUGUGUAUAAUGUCAUGCUAGUCUGUGGGUUUGUGUGUAUAAUGUCAUGCUAGUCUCUGGGUUAGAGUGUAUAUUGUCAUGCUAAUCUAUGGGUUAGCAUGUACUGUAUAUUGCCAUGCUAGUCUGUGGGUUACCGAGUUUACUGUCAUGCUAGUCUGUGAGUUUGUGUGUAUAAUGUCAUGCUAGUCGGUGGGUCAGAGUGUAUAUUGUCAUGCUGGUCUGUGGGUUAGCGUCUAUACUUUAAUAACUUGUUGGAAUGGAGAUGGAUUGAAUGAGACUCUUUGCCUCAUAGUUUAUAUUUAUUUAUUAUCAACAUUUUAUAUAACUUUUUUAGAUAUCAAUUUAUUACUGUCAUCAUUUCUUUAGUUCACCAGCAAACAUCAUUUUAAUGUUUCCUUUUGUCUAAAUAUAAUCUUUAAAAAAUGCACAAAUUAUUUUGUGAAAAUUAUUUGCACAAAUUGUCAGGGGAAAAAAAAUGUUGUUUGUAUUAUGUUCAUGCUAGCAAAUAGUGUCUGUAAGCUAUCUUCUUAAGCUGGGAGGAACGCCACAGAAUUAGUUUGAGGAAUCAUUCAUGCUAAAUCAUUCAAGUAAACUUGCAAAAGCAAGCGGUUUGGAAACUGGAGAACCAAGAGGAAACCCAGGAACCCUGAAGCUGUGACACAACAACUCUACACACGCAAGGUUUUGUGCUCUUCCUAUGAAAUACAGUAAACCCUCUAACUUUUAAUUCAACUCCUACAAGUAUUUGUUUGUAAAUGCAAGUCCUUUAAUCAAGAAAAAUAUCAAGCAAUCAUGCACAAGAAUGCUGAGCACGCAUAUGCUCUGCUGUUACUCAGCAUGAUUUGUUUUUCAGCUCCAAACAGGCUGCUCGCAGCUUUAAAAAUGACAUAUCUUUUUCAUUUUGCUGAAGGUUUUGCUGACUUGUAUGAAGUUGAGUGCAAGCCUUGAGUUUAGAUUUGUGUGAUAUGAUAUUUGAUAUUUGUGAUAAUUGUGUGAGAAUGAAGUUAUGUUUCAUCAUUCAAAUAAAUAAGAAGACAGGCAAAAUGAUUCAAACACA